Molecule: messenger RNA, 2113 nt
Organism: Labrus bergylta (ballan wrasse)
Lineage: Eukaryota; Metazoa; Chordata; Actinopteri; Labriformes; Labridae
Gene: mcmdc2
Product: minichromosome maintenance domain containing 2
Biological process (GO): double-strand break repair via break-induced replication
Molecular function (GO): DNA binding; single-stranded DNA helicase activity; ATP binding
Source: RefSeq, a predicted model, not a curated record
AUGGCUGAUAGUUUGUCUUUGAAAGAAUCAGCUCUUGUUUAUUUAGAUAGAAGUGGUGGUUUGCGUAGACUGGCCGAAGACUGCAAACGAUUCAACGACCCCCAACAGAUUGAGGCCGUGUACAGGUUUUGUGUCAGUGUGAAUCCAUGUGAUGUGAUGGAGGUGGAUGCUGUAUUGGGUGAAUGUGUUCUACGGGAUCCUCUAAAAGCUACAGCGUUGUUUCAGUCUGUUUGCUUCCUGGCCAUUAGGACACUUUCACUUGUUGAAAAAAUACACACAGAGAACCAGGUGAACGUAAUCCUGAAGCUGACACACCUGCCUCCAUUCCCUGAGUACAUCCUGGACCUCUGUAGUUUUCCUCGUGGGUAUGGUCCCAUGAGGCCUGUCUCCAUGGAGGGUCUGGUCAUUGCCAUGACAAGGGUCACCAAAUAUACUCAGGGGGCCAGGUUCCUCUGCAUUAAUGAUGACUGUCCCUGCUCUACAGGGUUUCAUCACAUUCGGGUCCAUGCACCUGGAGCCACAGAAUCAGCCACCGUGAGGAACGACUUCAGUUGCAUGGUCUGCAGCUCCCCGCUGAAAGAGGAUGUGAAAUUUAGAGUACUGGGAGACAAACAGCUUGUGGAGCUUAUCCACGUCAAAGCACUGGAUGCUCUUAGUGCCCUUCAGCGAGGCGCCUUCAGGUACCAGUCCGUCACCCUGUUUCUCAGAGAUGAGCUGUGUAAAUCGAUGAGAAUCGGUCGACUCUACAAGGUGUUAGGUAUUCCUGCGCAUGUGCACCAGUGGCCAAGUAUUACCUGGAGUGUAGAGGCAAAUAACAUCCAACCUUGGGAGCCAGAGAGUCUCCAUAAAGUCAGUGGCCACUUCCAGGAUCUCUUGAAGGCCACAGUAGGUUUUCCGUGGAGGUUCUCUGCAAUCGUGGCUCACUGCUUCGGGUUGCAUGUGGCUCCUCAAGGCCUUUAUAAUACCUUAAAGCUGGGCCUUCUUCUCAGUUUGGUGCAGACUAGAGCAGGUUCAAAUGACACGUUUAACAACUUGGAUCUCCUAGUCGUCGCCACUGACACUCUCAUACUAGACAGACUAAUGACAUACAGCCUGGGCUUGGCGUGUCGUGGGGUCAGGCAUCAGGCCACAGGGGAGAUGUUUGCAUCUCUAUCCCGGGACGAACAUGGGGCAGGUACUGCUAACAUUCACGCUGGCUCUGCCCUGCUCGCCACUGGUGGUGUGUGCAUGUUGGGAGAUCUGGGCUGUUACAAAAAGGACAGACUGGAUGCUAUUCAGUCAGUCCUGGAGAGUAGCACGGUGUCCGUUUUUAUCCCAGGAAAGAAGUAUGGAGAGGAUGCUGAUCAGCAGUUAUCUUUCCCCGUUCAAUGCAGCUUCUGGGCCAUCACAGAUGCCUCUCGACGGUCGGGCAAGGCAGACUCUGCUGUACUGGGAACAGCAGAAUUGGGUCCAGUACCAAUCCAGGUGGCAGACACAUUUGGCCUGCUCAUUCAGUGCAGGGACUCGGGAGAGCAGGCCCUUCUUGCCCAGACUGUCCACACCCUCCAGCAGGCAGUACAGCCAGGAAAACGCCUCUACACAUCCAGCUGGGAGUUUUCUUCUCAAGACUACCAGGAGCUGAUAGCUUAUGCUCAGAGUCUUCAAGUGGAGCUCAGCCCCAGAGCAGAGAAAAUAAUCCACGGUUACUACAUGGCCAGCCGAAGAGUCCGAACACAGAGCCAGGGUGUCAAGAUGUCUGUGGCCUCAAUCAAACUACUGAUCUCUUUGGCCGAGGCUCACUGCAAGUUAUGUCUCAGAACCCGGGUGCUAGAGGAAGAUGCCGUGAUUGCAGUGCUCCUCUGUGAAAACUCAGUUACCCUAAAACACGGGGCCUCUGCUCUCAUUAUUCCACCGGACGCAGUGUUUCCUUGUGACCUGGGAGACACGGAUGGUUUGCACAUGAGGGACUUGACCCUAGAUGAGCUCCACCAGAAUAUCCUACGCUUCAUCUACACCUACGCACCAGGAGCAGACACAUACAUCACUGAGGAGUAGACCGCAAAACAGUGUUCGAGUCAAAUGGGCAAUAUAGGUGGUGGCCAGUAUCAACACGUCGAGUUUGGACAACUUGGUG